Messenger RNA from Psammomys obesus (fat sand rat), 1486 nucleotides. It is a transcript of the gene Apobec1, whose product is annotated as apolipoprotein B mRNA editing enzyme catalytic subunit 1. Gene Ontology annotation, molecular function: cytidine deaminase activity; RNA binding; zinc ion binding. Gene Ontology annotation, biological process: cytidine to uridine editing. Bases 100 to 750 code for a protein of 216 amino acids. The record is from RefSeq and is a predicted model, not a curated record. Gene Ontology annotation, cellular component: cytoplasm; nucleus. NCBI's taxonomy places the organism in Eukaryota, Metazoa, Chordata, Mammalia, Rodentia, Muridae. The transcript has 3 exons.
CCAGCUGGCCUGGAGUAUGUAAGAUCUAGCAUUUGUAUUUUUUUAUUUUAUUUUAUUUUAUUUUAAGGCACGAGCCAUCUCUUAGUUUUCUUAGACUGCAUGGGAGUCUUUUUACUUUUCAGGAGAAGAAUCGAACCCCAGGAGUUCGGAGCCUUCUUUGACCCUCAGUUACUUCGGAAGGAGACCUGCCUGCUCUAUGAGAUCAACUGGGGCGGAAGGCGCAGCGUCUGGCGGCACACGGGCCAGAACACCGACAAACACGUGGAAAUCAAUUUCAUAGAAAAAUUUACCUCGGAAAGAUACUUUUGUCCGUUCACCAGAUGCUCUAUCACCUGGUUCCUGUCCUGGAGUCCCUGCGGGGAAUGCUGCAGAGCCAUUGCAGAAUUUCUGAGUCGGUACCCCAACGUGACUCUGUUCAUCUACGUGGCACGGCUUUAUUACCACACGGAUGAGCGAAACCGGCAAGGGCUCAGGGACCUCUGUCGCAGAGGUGUGACUAUCCGGAUCAUGACGGAGCAAGAGUGUUACUACUGCUGGAGGAAUUUUGUCAACUACUCACCUUCGAACGAGGCUCACUGGCCAAGGUACCCACAUCUGUGGGUGAGGAUGUAUGUCCUGGAACUCUACUGCAUCCUUUUAGGACUUCCACCCUGCUUAAAGAUUUUAAGAAGAAACCAAAAUCAGCUCACAAUUUUUAAUCUUGCUUUUCAACACUGCCAUUUCCAAAGGCUGCCGUACUACAUCUUCUAGGCUACAGGGUCGAAAUGAACCCUGGGAGAUGGAGACGAACACAAUGACAGCAAGUGUACUGUUUUGACAAGAGCAAUGAUGGCCCACUAAAGAGCGACUGCCAUGAAGAAUCUAGAAACUGAGUGGGAGCUGUCGUCCGUGGGUAGAGCCCUAGUUACACACACGAGGCUCUGGGUUCAAAGUCCAGAAAAGCAGAGAAUAUAGAAAUUGAGCCAGGAAUGGUUGCACACUCCUGUGAUGCCAACAACUUGCGAGGCAGAGGCACCAGAUCUCUGUGAGUUCAAGGCCAGCCUGGUCUAUAUAGCAAGACCCCCCCCCAGGCCAGCCUAGGACUAUGCAGUAGAUGCUGUCUAAAAAAACAACCCCCACCCCCAAAUCAACAAUUUAGAAAUUGAAGAGUCAGGUAAGUUGGUCCAUUCCUGUAAGCCCAGUAAUGGAGUGGUUGAGGCAGGAGAAUGAUAAUUCAAAGUCGUCUUGAGUGACACAUUAAGUCUGACAUCAGCCUCGACAGUUACGACUUUCGGUGUGCCAAGUCCAUCGGGUUAUGCCAGGAGCCAGCAGACAACACCUCAUGCCAGCUUGCAUGGUGGAGUCACUCAGACCGGCUCAGUCACUUGCCUGCCUCACCCUCCAAAGGCUGUCAUGGCAUGCCAGCAGUCCCCGGGACCUUCCUAACUUCUGACAAAAAUCUAUCUAUGCAUUUUCAUGAAAAUAAAAACCAAAACGCCUGUACUUA